This is a messenger RNA of Lucilia sericata (common green bottle fly), 593 nucleotides long. RefSeq names its product 40S ribosomal protein S17 (gene RpS17). Bases 82 to 477 code for a protein of 131 amino acids. Gene Ontology annotation, biological process: translation. NCBI's taxonomy places the organism in Eukaryota, Metazoa, Arthropoda, Insecta, Diptera, Calliphoridae. The transcript has 3 exons. The record is from RefSeq and is a predicted model, not a curated record. Gene Ontology annotation, molecular function: structural constituent of ribosome. Gene Ontology annotation, cellular component: ribosome.
AAAACUCGCUGUCAAAACUGUCACAAUGACAUUCGAUGAAACACAACAUCUAGCUGUUCUUUUCCGGUAAAAUCGUCCGCCAUGGGUCGUGUUAGAACCAAGACAGUCAAGAAGGCCGCUAAGGUCAUCAUUGAAAAAUACUACACCCGCUUGACUUUGGAUUUCCAUACCAACAAGCGUAUCUGCGAAGAAGUCGCUAUCAUCCCCACCAAGCCCUUGAGAAACAAGAUUGCCGGUUAUGUUACACAUUUAAUGGGCCGUCUCCGCCACUCCCAAGUUCGUGGUAUCUCCAUUAAAUUGCAAGAAGAAGAACGUGAACGUCGUGAUAACUACGUUCCUGCCGUCUCUGCUUUGGAACAAGAUAUCAUUGAAAUUGAUCCUGACACCAAGGAGAUGUUGAAGCUCUUGGACUUCCACAACAUUCGUGGUCUCCAAUUGACUCAAACCUCUACCAACAACUACAGCCGUAGAAAUUAGAGUUUAAGUUCACGUUCUAGCUGAAAAGAGAUAAUUCCUGUUUUGUGGAAUCCAUUCUUUUUUUUUUAUUUCAUGGAUCAAUAAAAAAGAAAAACCUAAUUUGACAAAAAAAGGAA